UGCUGCUUGUCGCGGACUUGAGUGAAAAAUUGGUCGUCGCCGUGGUCGCCGUGGAGUGCGUGUCAGUGCCCGUGAAAAUAAUUUUUUAGGUUUGCCACGCGAGAUACUGGCGUAUCCUCACACGGAAAAUUUGCUGCACGCACUAAUCGCAACACUGAAGUAUGGCGCAGUGAAGAGUGCGAAGAAAGUUGCGAGAAAUUUGUAUAACGUGACGUCCCGCAAGUGGGUUUCAGGUCGAGAGUGAAGUUGUGCAGUGAAAGAAAAUUUUUGCAGCACAUCGCAUUUUCUCAAAAAGGUCAUAAGCAGACUUCCUCGAGGCCCCGAACGACUUGAAAGCGCAAUAAAAAUGGAUUACGAGCAUAGGGAAUUAUCGCGGAAGACUUAGAAUGUUGCACGAGAUGCAGUUAGCCAGCACAUGCGAUGGACUGAUGAUGGGAGCUACUUAUUUUAAUCGCAUCAGUUUGAAAAAAUGGAAGCUCUACUUACGUUUUUCUUGAUAUCGAUUUUGCUAAGUACUAAGGUGACGUGGGGCGAAUUCCAGCAGAGGGACACCCCAUUGAUGUCAGUACCAUCAUGUACCAUUACGUUAGCGACAUCUGCCGUCAAUGCUGUACAGUUUGAUUCUAGCAGAAACUUGAAAAUCACAUGCAUAAAUACAACAUUAUCUCAAGUUAAUUUUAAAUUAGGGACUCUUAGGGAUAAAGAAAUCUCAGAGUAUUCCCUAGACGGGUUGUAUAGAAACGAAAAUGAUCCUACAAAAAAAUUAGUGAUACAUGGAGCGAACAUAACGGAGAUCCUAGAAUGGAGAAAUAGUAUGGUUGAUAGCGGUCAAUUAGAUCUGCUGGCAGACUACAGUGGAAAAUUUAUACGUCUUCAUAUGCUAGAUUUGAGUGGAAACUCGAUCUCAGUUUUGAAAGCCACUACAUUUGAACCACUGGUACGGCUGAAAAUACUUAAAUUGUCACGUAACCAGCUGAAAAAAUGCCAACUAGAUGAUUUUAGCAUGCUAACGAAUCUCCAGGAAUUAGACUUAGGCGAAAAUGAAAUCCGAACUUUGGUUGGUUACGAUCCAAAGCGAAUUGGCGCCGACGCACUUAUUACUCAUAGUUUAAAUGAGUUAGUUAAGUUAAAUUUAUCUAAGAAUCAUAUUAAUGAUCUUCCAAGAAGCGCUUUUUUGGGUCUGGAGAGAUUGAAAGAGCUUUACCUGGCUCAGAAUGAGCUAUUUGUUAUCCCAUUUCAAAUAUUUAAGAAUUUAAAAAAUGUUGAAAUCUUAGAUCUAUCACAUAAUUCUUUAAUUUCGUUCCUGGAUAAUUUUUUCAAAGAAAACAAAAGACUUAGUAUUUUACGUUUGAAUCACAACAAAAUUGAAACUCUAUCAAAGCAUGCUCUCUUUGGAUUAAAGCAAUUGAGCCUCUUGGAUUUAUCCCACAAUAAUUUAAUGUCUAUCGAUCGGAAUGCCUUUGAAUCGCUGGUCAAUCUGCGUGAUCUGAAUCUGUUCGGGAAUCGACUUUCUGUCUUACCGUCGACUAUAUUUAACCCACUGGUGAAUCUGGAACGACUGAAUUUGGGCCAGAAUCUAUUCAAACGCUUGCCAAACGGAAUAUUCAGCAAUCAACACAGUUUGACUGAGUUACUCAUUCAAGAGACUGAAAUCGAAUCGAUUGGAAAUUGGAUAUCUCGCAACAAUGAAACUGUGAAUAAAGCCACUCUGAAAAACUUAGUAAAUGUGACUUUGACUGAUAAUAAAAGUCUAAGAGAGAUCGAGUCUAGCACUUUCAAGAGCACCCCAUCAAUCCGUAGAUUGGAUUUGUCUGGCAAUGGCUUCAGUCAACUUCCGAAAGAGAUUGGCGAAUUAACUGAAUUGAAAUGGCUUGAUAUAUCAAGGAACAGGUUGACAUAUGUUCCGGAGCAAUUAAAACAUUUGAAGAAGCUCUUAUUCGUAAAUUUAGUUGAAAAUGACUACGCAUGUGAUUGUCGCAUGUACUGGAUCUCGGACUGGCUCGACUCGACUGUAGAGAAGUUGAAGCAAUCAUCUGAGAUGUCGUUAGACAGAGAAAUUUUUCUGCAUAAUCUCUCCAUUCUGAAAUGCCGCUAUGGCUAUCCCGGUGAUUUAGUAGCGGUUCUCAAGAUUCUGCAAUGCAUCAAGCCUGUCAUUAUAAAGUCAUCUGAUAGUAAAAUGCAUUUGCUCAAGUCAACUGCCACGUUGGAAUGCGUGUUUACCGGAAAUCCACCACCAGAUAUUCUAUGGAUUACACCCUCGAAUGAGAUUCUUCGUCACAGUGCCGAUCCAGAUAAGCGGGUUCAAUUACUUCCACCUCAAAAGUUCGAAGAGAGAAUUGAAAAAGACUUGCUUAGUGAUGAAACACGUGAAGAAUUGAACUUGAGUGGGAUGUUACCGGAAAAACUAAGAGGCGGAGUGUCCUUAUUAGAGAACGGAUCGUUGCAAGUUCACAACGUGCAACGGAAUGAUAGCGGAUUGUAUACAUGUUAUGCUUUCAAUGUAAUGGGCAAUGCGACAGCUAAUAUAAGGUUAUACAUAGAUCCCAUUGUUUUCUACAGAGUGAAAAUGGGUAGCAUUAUCUGCGGAAUACUUGCUGCAACUGGGUUUCUGUUGUUAACGCUCAUAGUGCAAGGAAUACGGCGAAUACUACAGCGACUUGGAGUUUGUGACAGAUUUUGCAAUACUUGUUGCUCAUGUUGUUCCACUGAAAAGUCAUCACCUAGAGGCCGACAAAUAUAUGCUAUGCUUGAUAGUAUUGAGCACUACAAAAGUCAGCAGCUGGAACGAUUACGUGAAAAUUACACACAACAGGUAAAUCGAAUCCGCGAAAACUGCACUCAGCAAGUCGAAUGGAUCCAGAGCAGUUACAAUUCGCAAGCUAAGUAUUUGAAAGAAAUUCGCAACAUUGGAACUCAUCAUAUCACGUCUUUACGAGAUCAGUAUUAUGAUCAAGUAAAACGAGCACGAGAUUACUCAACAGGUCAAUUAAAUUGGGUACGCGAGAACUAUGUAUUCCAGCGUAACAAAAUACGAAAGUUUAGUGCUCAUCAAGUGCUUCGUCUUAGAGAAAGUUAUAAAUACCAACAACAAACUUUGAAUAAAGUUUUGGAGAACCUUCCCAGUUUUUACUUCGAGAAUUGUCGUGGGCGCUGUGAUGAAAAUAUGGACAAAGACAAGUGGAUCGAAGAAUAUUUAAACAAUUAUUUCGACGUUUACUUAAAAUCAAAGAUCAACGAACUUUCUGAAAAUAUUGAUUUGGAAACAAAAAACAAAAUCCUAGAGCGCUUUUCUGCGAAGAGCGUCGAAGACAGCAAAGCUUCCGUCUAUUACACACCACCUGACGUACAGUUCAGCCCUGAACUAUUGCAAACGUCGCCGAUUCAUAUAAAUUAUAUCAAUGAAAAUCUCGACCAACAAUCGGGAGACUUUAAAAUUAGCUUGGAUCCGUUGAAACUCGAGAUAGAUUUGGAUACACUAGAAAAUACGAAUUGUGCCGAAACAAAGUUGAAUGGAAACAGCGGUAGCAACGAGGACAAUUGCUGCGCUCUCUAUGAUGACGAAGACGACGACGACGAGGAAAACAAGCGGCGAGGUGGAAAAGUCAGCAAGUUUUUAUUCCGGAAAGGUAAAUCACGACAACCUAGUUUACCAUUUGAAAACGAAACACUUCUUCUUAAAGAAGUGAACAGAUCUGUGAAUAUCCCUCCGUCUAAAUUAGAUGAAUCGACGGAAAAACUAGCCCUUUUCACAGAUCAGCUGAAAUCAAGAUCAGGUUGUGCGACUGGCUUCAGCAGCAAGAAGGAGAAAUAUUAUUCAUUAGAGAAUAUUUUUGAAAAUCGUACUCUGACGAACAACAACAUGGUUCCAUCUGAUAGUAGUGCUACUCUCUAUAAGAACACUAACUCUUGUAGUGAAACUAAACCUAGUACUGAUAAGCUAAACAUUAUACUAGACGAAACCGGGAAAUCGGUCGUGCUAACAUCGAACAGUGUAGUUGAUCCUAUUAUUAAUAAUUUUAAUGAAUUGCCAACGCUAUUGGCAUAUAGUUCAAGUCUGCCUGAGAUCGCUUCUGCAUCAUUGUCAACAACGAAUGCGAGUAGAAAAGGUAACCGUGCAGAAUUGAGGCGUCAGAAGUCGGCAAAGGCUAAUAUUGAUAGCAGUGGGUCAUCAUCUCUAUCAUCCAACUUGAAUGAUGCUACUCAUCAUGGAACCCACGUGAUUCUGAAAAUUAAGGAAAGCCUAGCCAAGAAUUCUUCAAAGAAGAUUUCGGAAUCGGUCUCUUCUCUCGAAUGUAAGGAAGCGGAUUGCAAAGUGGGGAAUACAAAUUGUAACAAAAGGGACAUUGAUGCUGAAUAAAUUUUAUUUCAAAGAACAAGUUAUGGCAGAGUGAUAUGGAGGGUAAAACUGGGUGGCUAUCAGAAAACGUUAUCAAAAAAUUGUGAUUAACGUUAAUUGCAGGAAUCACGAUCUUUGAGUCGAGUACAUUUUUCCUCUUUAUACGAUUACGUACAUAUAUGUGUAUGACAGAAAAUGUUUCAAGUAACGUCCGGCUUACGAUGAAAUCAUUAGAUGCUGCACUCCAGUCUGGGAAGGCGCAGUUACUAUUAUAUGUAUAGCUUAUAUAUUGGUGUGAAAAGAGGAAGCAAUAACGAUAGAAAACUUGUUGAGUCAUAAGCACAGUCUUUUUUUCUCUCACACAAGCUUUUGUUAAAAAUGUCAUUUCAACACUUCGUGCCAUGGAUUUCCUGUUAUCCGCAUCCAGAAGUUUAUACGCUACCAUAGAAACGAUUAUUUCUUUAUAAAGCGAUUAAUUGAUAUUUGGGUAGAAGCUAGAGAAACUAGCAAUAUUUUACCAUAUGAGAAGCUGAUCUGUGUUUAUAGGCAUUUGAAAAUAAUUUUAGUAUUUUUUUCAUUCUCUGCAUUUUUCCGUAUAAAAAAUUGGGUAUUAUAAGUAGGCGUCAUAAGUGCAGUAAUAUUCAUGAAUGAGUGAAUGUGUAGAUUUUGUUAGUUCGAGUAUAUUGAAAUCUUCCACGAAAUCACUUUUGUUUGGCGCUCGUGAUCCUCGCGAAGUGUUCCGUCUAACCGCGAUUGUUAUUCAUUACAUCAGUUUUUGAUGGCAUUUCGCGUUGUUACUUCAAAACAUUGAGAGAAAAUGUCAAAUCAGCUCAGAAACAGAAAAUUUUCCAUUAAAUCACAUUACAUACAAUUGCAUAAAAUACUUCCUAAAUAAUUACCGCCUCCAAACGAAACGCAGCUUAUUUAGUUAUUAUUGCGUAUUCAGUAUUUUUUUACAUUUCAUUCUUCACUCAAUAAUUUUGAAUAUUGUGCUGGUUUUUGACCUCUUCUAGUUAGAUUCUAUUACGCGACUUUCCCAAUUGUUGCAUUCUGAGAGUUAAUAUGGGACGAAAAGUAAUUCUAAACAGCACUAAUAUCGCAUAGAAGCAUGUCUGAGCUAAAUUGGCAAUCGAAUUCAAAGUGCUGUUGUUCAGGUAGAUCGAAUUCCGACCUGAAUUUUUAAUCAUGCAGCUGGAUAUUUUAAACGUUAGUAGUUCAAGAAGGAAAAAGGAGGGAAAAUAGAGGAGGAAGAACUUUUAAGGGAUUGCUACUCGAGAUUCCUGCCAUAAAUUGAUUCUAAAUGGGGUUUUGUCCAAUUGGAGAAGCUAACAUCUUCUGUGCAAUUUAGCAAAAUAAAAGCAAAAGCAAAUUAUGUAUCUCUGAAUAUCGUUUCAAGUUCAAAUGUGAUGAUUUUUUGUUUUGUAAACCUUACAUAGGGAAGAUACGCCUCUGUAGCUAACUUGUUUUCUUUCUUGAGUUUCUUGAGCUGGAAAAAUUGAAAGCAAUUUACAGAUAAACGGCCUGGAUUGUGUUUGACACUACCUUCCUGGUAAUUUCAGCGGUGUGGAUAAUCAUCCUCUUUCUUGUGUAUUCAACUCUGAAGUCCUGGAUCAUAUAUUAUUGUUCAGCUUUACAGGCCUGUCAUUAAAUUUUUGCUUGUUUUGGCAGCAUAUUUUCUUGUCUUGUCUUUGGAGGUGAUUAUAGUUUUAUUCUUUAGCUUGGUUAGGUUUUUCGCUGUACUCUAGCUUAUGGGAACAGAAAACUCUUCAUCAAACUAGUAAUUUUAGGGCUUGUGUUGCCGCCCUCUAAUAAAUUUUCGACCUAUAACCUGGCAUUUUCAAAACUGUUUCAUUUGUAUUGUGAUAUUAACAUUUGGAUUUCUUAUUUUCACCCUCCGUAUUACGUCCUAAUUUUGUAAUGAUUCAAACCACUCGGAUUCGAAUGGAGAAAUUUGGAAUGGUGUCACCACCGCCUUUGUUCUUUUAUGUAUGUCCAAAUGUGGGAAGAACGUUGAAGUUGCGGCUAAGUUUUUACCUGUUUGUAGUCUAUGUGUGAGCCUGUUAUCAAAAAAAUGGAAAUCCAGACGUUUCGCAAGGUUUCUUACUGGUUAAGUGAGCGUGCCAUUAUUUCAUCGCUGAGCUAUAUUGUUUCCCACAGGAUAAAGUGUUUAGUAUUAAUCCCUCAUUUAAAAGAGCAUAGUGCACCUAAAAAUGAAAAUUUUGUUUGGGAUGAGCUUGUCCUGAGCCCACCAUCUACUUGAUGGCGGGCUGCACAUAUUUGAGAAGCAACUUACUUCUGCUAUUCAGUGCGCGGACUACACUUUCGUGGGCAAGCGCCCAGUACUUUUAAAAAUUUAUAAUAUUGGCUAUGCGGUUUCGAUCGCAGGACAAGCUCAUCCCAAACAAAAUUUUCAUUUUGUCAUCGGUCGUUAUAAUUCAUACCGUUGGCGGGUUUUGAAUUCAAUAUAAACGCGCCAAAUGCCACCUGUUGCCGCUUUCGGUUAGGUCACGCUACUCCGCAGCGUAGAGGCGCUGAGGCAGCGUCUGAUGAGAUCGCCUCUACCCUGCGAUCGAAACCGCCAGAGCCAAUAUUAUAAAUUUUUGAUAGUGCACCUGUCCUGUGAUUAGUUUGAGUUUCCCAUAUUCGACUAUUUCCGUUAAUUGUGUCAUUGUCCUUAAAUCAGAAAAUCAGGGCAAAAAAGGAGUCUGAUAAAAGAAAAUAUUAAUUUGUUCAUUUGUUGUGGUUUGCUUCUUACAUUUUUUUAUUUGUUAAUGUUUUAUUUUGCUUUAUAGGUAACGCUGACGGUCGGUGACAAAUUUGAUGAUUCCUUCGCGUUUUUUAAAUAAGCAAAAAUUCUUUGGAAGAUAGGUUUACGAUAGUCGUUUUUAAGUUGAAUGUUAAUGUUUUCAUGAUAUAAGUUUAUUUAUAUGUGACAGUCUAUAGAAAGUAAUUCUGUACAACAGAGCUGACACAGCCACGAUGAAGGAAGGACCUACGCGUGUCGCUGAAUUUGGCCAAGCUGACUGAAUAUGACAUGCCAUCGAAUUAUAUAUUAAUCUUUCGAAAGGCUAGUUAUCAUUGACUUUCUAUCAUCGAAACUUACCUAGAAAUGCCGAAACUUAUUGUCACGAAAUUGCAUAGGCGCGCAGGAAUAAUGUACCAGUGAAGGUUUUUUUAUUAGUCAUAUUUUGAACUGCACUUUCGAAGUUUUUUUGAAAAUAGGAAAGUUUAGUGUGCGGAAUAGGUCUGGUCGUGAAUCCUGUGUUUAAAACAGGGGAAACCGCCUUCAAGUAUACAAUAUGAUAGGCUAAAGAAACGUUUGCAUAUGCACUCCUGGGUUCACGUGGAUCAAGAGAAUCUCUAUAACACAUCCACACAGUCCCUGGCUUCGGGUGGGUUAUCCCGUCUUGUUAUGGAAGCAGCUUCAAAACGUUUUACAAUUAUAGCUUGAUAUUUGUUUAGUGGCACUAUAUGAUAAUUGAAUUAUUUGGUCACGAAUAUUUGACAGUACAUGCGAUUUGGAACAGUAUAAUGGAGGAGGGUAAUCUGCAGUGUGCGUGCUUUCGUCAUCCUAAAUAUGCAAGUUUUUUAGAUUACUCUUAAUUAUGCGAACGUGUUGGGGAUUUACCUAAAAUUUUCGUAUGCUUUUGGGUUUUGGAAUGUAGCAGGUUCCAUAAUAUAAAGAUUGUGCAAGGAAAAGACCAGGACAGGUAGUACAAGAACGUUUGAAUGUUAAAGAAUAAAUAUUUUGUCAACAUCGUAGGAAUAGUUGCUAAAUAAUACGAGAUAUUUUUCAUUUAUUCACCAAAAUCCAUGUCGCUUUGAAAGUAGGCUUCAUUGAAGCAAUGCACAUAUGCCAACAUUUUUUCCAUUUUGGAAACGUAGACCCUUUCCGGGCUGCCCUCCAGUUCAUGUUUCGAUUUUUAUUUAAUAACUUCAAUCGACUCAAACCCGCUGGCUUGUUUGGAUCAUCAUAAAUUAUAAUUCGCCUAUGAAUGUGGGAUCGGAAUUACAGAUAUACCUGUUCGCGGUAGCAUUUUUGAAAAAAAAUCAGAUGUUUUGGAACAAAUGGCCCAUGGGACAUGGUAGGAAAAAAAAAUCAUACCUUCAACUAGUACAGUCAGUUUAAAUGGACAAGGAGAAUGGUUCUCAAAUUGAUGGCAAUAUAGAUGAAAUUAUUAUUAAAUAAGGCGCUAAUUAUCGCGUUCUAAAAAACUAUUUUCGAUGGUUUUAUUAUGCUUAUGUCAACUAUAGUACGCCAUAAAGUCCUACUAUCGACAGAAAUCUUUGAAUGUCAUCUACUUUUAAGUGUUUAAGUAAAUCCCUUCCUAUUUAGUAGACUCCCAGAUGUGCGUAAAUCUAAACAAUGCCUUCCCGCAAAAUUUGUAGAUAAUUUCUCAGUUUCGGUGGAUGGUAGUCUAACUAACAGGGACCUGUGAGUAUACCCUCUAAUCUGUAAGAUGUUUCUUUUGGUUAGGUUUAGGCAAUUAAUGAUAGCUUCGUUUCUCAUAUUUCUUCUUCCUGCCUCUUAAUUAUUGGCUCCUUCCCAAUUCCACAGAAAGUAACUGGCCCAGCCAGCGUCGCUCCACUUUUUUUUUAGUCAAAAAUGGAGGGUACUUCUUUUUAUCUUUUUCAAUUAUUUCUAAUAAUAGAAGUUCAUAGCCACUUUGAUUUAGUAUUGUUACCCCGAAUUUCCCAGGUUUUUAUAUUAAUUCCUAGUCGCCAAAUCAGCUUUUCACUUAGAUGCGAUGUACGAGUUGUGAAUUAAGGUUUGAGAUUUAAAUAUUUCAUCUGUUCCAACUGGUCCGAUACUGAAGGAAAAUUGUGCAGCUCUUGCUGUAUUGGAUAGUACGCUAUUUUUUUUUUUUCCUUUUUUGAAACUGCCAUGAGAACAUUUAUUUUCAAUCUGCUCAUUAAACUGGGAAAAAUUGCAAGGGUUUUGAAGGGAAGUGCAAUAGCUAUUUAGGUACGAAUUCAUGGCUUCUUAAUUUGAAAACUAUGUAAUAAAAAAAAGUCAAAAAUUGUGUUGGAAACAUGAGAAAUCGAUGUAAUUUUUUUUAAAUAAUUGUUCACGGUUUUCCCUAAAAAUAAGACAUUUCAAGUGCAAAGAGUAGCAGAUAGUGGACAAUUUCUAAGGCACCGUUUAGUAUCACACAACAGUUUAUAGACCUAGCCAUAAAACUGCGGUUCUUCACAAUUCUUUUAUGCUAGCGUUAGAUGAUUAGAUACAAAUUUAUAUUACAGUGUGUUGAGUUACAUUCUUUGAUUCGAAAUGGAAGUACAUAGAUCGCCGUAGACUAUAAGGUAGAAGAACUAAAGUUUGUGAAAUUGAGGAUAUCCAAUUAAUUGCAUAUAGUUAUUGCUAAAAGAGAAAAGUUUACCCUACAUAUGCGUUUGAUGAUGGUAUUGGAGAUGAAGCUGGAAAGAAUGUAUAUAAGUAGGGCAAUUUUAAAUAACGUAAAUGUUUUACCUAAUGCAAUUUAUCGUUUGAUUUUACUGAUAAGAAUAAAGUAAAUGUGAUAUAUUCUGUCAUCUCGAUAAAAAAGAUAAAAGAAUAAAAGUACAGAAAGUAAUAAGCAAAAAUUAUAUACAAUAAUCAUUAAUAUAUUGAAUGGAACUUUAUACAAGAUAAUGAAAAGGCAUUUUUAACGAUAAAGAAGUUAUAUUAUUCUAUAUAUUGACAGACUGAGGAGAAAAACGUGUAAAUCAUUCAUAUUGCAUUAAUGCCUCUGUAUCAUGGAAUGAAUAAAAUGAGCAAGGCGGCUAUUACGUAUAUGUAUGAAUACAACUUCUAUGCAUAACUGAAUUUUUGUUUGUAACAAAUUUAUUUUCAUAUAAGUGAAAAAUGGUCAAUGUGUAAAAAUAAAGUGAAAUUGUUACAACAAA
Messenger RNA from Hermetia illucens (black soldier fly), 10222 nucleotides. Its product is annotated as immunoglobulin domain and leucine-rich repeat-containing protein 2. Gene Ontology annotation, cellular component: extracellular matrix. NCBI's taxonomy places the organism in Eukaryota, Metazoa, Arthropoda, Insecta, Diptera, Stratiomyidae. The record is from RefSeq and is a predicted model, not a curated record. Bases 470 to 4357 code for a protein of 1295 amino acids. Gene Ontology annotation, molecular function: protein binding. The transcript is spliced from 9 exons.